Molecule: messenger RNA, 714 nt
Organism: Carya illinoinensis
Lineage: Eukaryota; Viridiplantae; Streptophyta; Magnoliopsida; Fagales; Juglandaceae
Exons: 2
Coding region: 1-714 (237 amino acids)
Source: RefSeq, a predicted model, not a curated record
AUGGCGGAAGAUUUAGCAAGAAGUUGGGAAUCCCUGAAGCUAACGGACGAAGAACAAGAGGAAAUCAUUCUGUCUGAGGAAGCAGUGUCCCUAACUGCUGCAAAAGCUAAUAAGGAAGCAUUCAAGGAAACGAUGUCAAAGAUGUGGAAAAUUGAGGGAUGGGUCACGUUUAAAGAUCUGGGAACCAACCAGUUUCUCAUAGAUAUGCAGUUAGUCUCAGACAAACAAAAGAUACUAAAGGGAAGGCCGUGGUCCUUCGAUCGCCGUCUAGUCUGCUUAAAAGAGUUCGAGGGUGCAUUAACCAUUUCAGAAGUCCAAUUCCAGUACGAACCUUUCUGGUUCCAAAUUCAUAACCUGCCAUUUGCUGGAAUGAACAAAGAAACAGGUAUGCUUGUGGGGUCAGGAGUUGGGAAGAUCCUUGAAGUUGGAGUUGAUAUAGAGGGUUACGGAUGGGGUAGCUUUUUGAGAGUCAAAGCCAAGAAGCUGAUUCCCAGGCGACGGUUCCUCAAGUUUGGAAACAAACAAUACUGGUUAUCAUUUAAAUAUGAACGCCUUCCCAUGUUCUGUUUUAAGUGUGGUUUUUUCAUGCAUGUCAAUGGAAGCUGUCGAAAUAGAGAUUCAGAGAACAUUACUAAAGCUCAAUACGGUCAAUGGCUGAGAGCCAGCCCUUUCUCUCCAAGAGGUGUCUUCCUGAAAAAAUAUGGUGGUACUUAG